GUGGGUCGAUCAUAUCUCUAUAUAAGCUCAAACUAUUUUUGCAAGCACGAUCAGUCCUCCCUGACCUUGCUAAAAGAAGUGAAAUAUCAAAACGGAUGUCUUCUAUACCCGCGGAAAGAAGAAAGAAGAAAACGGUAGCCAAGACAGCUCAACCAAUGACGGCGAAAGUGUCUCUUGUCAAGUCAAGUGCGCAACAGCGACUGCGGACGCAGGUGCUGGUGUUUGAGUGGCAGGAAAAGCUGUUUUCACAUCGUCAAGUGAGCGAGGCGACAUUACGACAAGCAGCGGGUUGGCUUCAAUCACAGACGUACGAUGAAGUCAUUGAAGAACGGGUGGUCCAGGAUUUCUGUGGCUACCCAUUAUGCGAUCAAACGCCGCAAAAGCAACAGCCUCGGUACCGGAUCUCGCUCUCUCAACGCAAAGUCUUUGAUCAAUCGGAACUGGCAUCGUAUUGCUCAGAAGCAUGCUUUCAGAAAUCCAGAUAUUACUCCCUGCAACUGGCCCAAGAUCCAGUAUGGAUGCGCGAUGCCAGCAAAGUUCCCAAAAUUCACAUUGUACCACUCGAUCAAGAUUUCAAAUGUGCCGUGGCAAAAGAAAAGGAACGGUCCCAACGGCGACGCAGUUUACGGGAAAUCCAGCACGAUUAUGUAAAGCAUAUGCUCGGUAACGUUCCAGCACAUGACGGUGUCAAGGGCAUUGAAAUUAUAGAAACGGUGUCUAAAGCACCGCAGGCACCUAUCCCGAGUGCUGGUGUGCAUGACGCUAUUGAAGGAUAUCGAAUCACGAUGCGCAAAGGGGAGGAAGCGUCGACCGAGCCGAGCACCAUGGUAUUGACUAACGAUGCUUUGGCUCAAGCCACCGCAUUAAAUGAGAAUACUCCACUAGAUGAUGAAGAAGCGAUUCUGGAAAACGCUAUGGAGACCAUGAUGUUACUAAAGAGUAUGAAACUGGAUGAUCCCAAUGAACAGCGCGCCGCCGCAGCAUCGUCUCAACCAAAGCCCCCAUCCAAGUCAUCCUCGAAACCAUUAUCAACAUCAUCGUCCAAACCAUCGCCCAAUCCGUCAAAGCCAAUGUCGAAUUCAUCACAGGCACCGUCAAGUCCUUCGCAGCAAGCGUCAAGUCCUUCGCAGCCAGGGUCCAAUCCAUCACCGCCUUCUAAGGAGCCGUUGCCUUCCUCCGGCCGACGAUCUUCAUCUUCCACUGCUACAUCAUCCCAUGCGGCGAAUACAGUAUCUUCACAUCCUCCAAGAAAGCCAUCUGCCGGUGAUGCAAGUCUGUCCCCUGUGACGACCACGCUCUCAUCAGAUCCAUCCAACAUCAACGUGAUUAAUGUAGUGACGAAAGAUGCCAAAAAACCACCAACGACAAAGAAAAAGAAGAAAAGGGAACCAGAAAUGUCACUAUUUGGCAAGACGUGGACGGUGGUGGACCGAAUGACAACGAAAUCCACGAGACAAUAUUUGACCGAAUUAGAUCAAGGCAAAACCCCCCAGGUGGCAGAUAUUCUUCAUGAUGAAUCACUGGACGAAACAGUGUUGUUGCGGUGUCAAAUCUUUAGUGAGCGCAUUCUCGAAACAUACAAUCUUAUCCGUUCACAAAUUGGCGUUGAUAUUGCUCUGGAAAAGGACAUUGUGGACUUGAUCAAGACAUUUCGAUUUGCGGAUGCUUCAGUAGUUGUAAUGGAACCUGCGCAAACGUACAUGAUCACCUUGGUUUUAUUCAAGGCAUUGGCAGACAUCACUCUGCAGGAAAUGUCAUGGCAGCACGGGUUUGAGGAUUGCUGUCAAUCCAUUGGCCAAACAACCGAUGUGGUCAAUGCUUGCGUCCGUGUUCUCAAAGUUGCAAGCACUUGAAAAGGAAAAAAACACGAAAACCAACAAACCAAAAUCAAGAAGUGUUUCCUGGGAUCCCCUUUUUUUCAUUCAAUAUGAUAUAACCUGUUUCAUUUUUUUUUCUUUUUCAAAUCGUGUGAUUAAUGGCUUUUAUCUUUAUCCUUUUUCUGUAUAUUUUCUUGUUCCUUUUCUCCAUUGAAAUAGGAUCCAUUAUGUAAUCGUGCCAUCAUUUGACUUGGAAAGUCUGCUUUUUUUUCCCUUUUUUAUGAUCAUUACUGGAUUUUGCCCUUUUGGAUGGAAAUGGUGAAUUGGGAAAGUUUGGUAUUCGGCAAACUUGGGAAAUAAUAAUAAAAAAAAAAUUGAUUUGGGGGAAAGGGACCCCAAGAAGAAAAAGAAGUGAUAAUGUAAAUACCAUUGUAUAAUCG
This is a messenger RNA of Radiomyces spectabilis, 2257 nucleotides long. RefSeq names its product Rtr1/RPAP2 family-domain-containing protein. Gene Ontology annotation, molecular function: RNA polymerase core enzyme binding; RNA polymerase II CTD heptapeptide repeat phosphatase activity. The coding region runs from base 96 to 1853 and encodes 585 amino acids. Gene Ontology annotation, cellular component: nucleus; cytoplasm. The transcript has 3 exons. The record is from RefSeq and is a predicted model, not a curated record. Lineage: Eukaryota; Fungi; Mucoromycota; Mucoromycetes; Mucorales; Radiomycetaceae.